Parnassius apollo (apollo) is the source of this 798-nucleotide messenger RNA. The record is from the annotation of a GenBank genome assembly. NCBI's taxonomy places the organism in Eukaryota, Metazoa, Arthropoda, Insecta, Lepidoptera, Papilionidae.
AUGAGUGGUAAGGCUGAUUCCCCACAGCAUAUUUGGGAAAAGGAUGUGAAUGUUACGGAUACGAUUGAGGACGAGCCGGACUCAUCUUCGUCAAGUUUAUCGUCUCCAUCUCGGUCCGAACGUGGAAGGACUGCUUUCAAAAGAAGAAAUGUAAAAGAAGACCCACGCUCAGGCUCUCAAAAACCAGUAAGCGAAGGAGGUGCUCUAACACCUAACGCAGCGGCUGAUAUUGUGCAGCUUCCAAAAGAUAAACAUAAUAUUCUUUUGAACUUGGAUAAUGAAAUAGAUAAAAAUAAAGAGAAAUCUGUUGUAGCACGAAAGGGAGUAGUGUACAGUUCUGUAGAAGAUAGUCAGAUCCUAGGGAAUGGUGGUAACAAAGAAUUUAGUAACACAUCUAAUGCAUACAAAGAUAUUAAAAGUUCUAAAGAAUACACUUAUGAUUUUAAAAAUAUUUCAUUACCUGUGAAGUCGAUAAAUACUACAGAUAAAUCACUAGAAACUGUUGCAGAGAAAAAUACUCAUGCGCCUAAAAAGCCGUCAGUUUUAUCUAGUGAAGCACUAGAUCAGAUAACUUUAAUUGUUUCUGAUCAGACAUUUUCCAAAAAUGGUCAUAAUAUUAAGACUCCAAAGAAACCUCACAGUCAUCCUGAUAUGAUAAUGCCAAUUGUAAUUACAAUGCUGGUAGUGCCUAUGUUUGCAGUAAUAGGUUAUUUGGCACUGAAGAAAGGUCAGGAAGCUUGGAAAAAUAGGCAUUAUAAAAGAAUGGACUUCUUACUGGAUGGGAUGUAUAAUGAUUGA